CCAAUAUAGUACGUGCGCGUCCACGUGUGUCUGCUGUGCUCGCUACUGUUCCUGCGGAAUUUAGGAGACUGUGGUCGGACUCCGGAAGGCUCCCACCUAGAAAAUAAUGAACAACAAAUUUGACGCUCUGAAAGACGAUGACAGUGGAGACCACGACCAGGACCAAGGCUCACCGAAAGACAGUGAGAAGGAAAAAACUGAAGACGAGGACAAGGACCAGAACACCUCCAAGAGAAAGAUGGUGGUGCCAGGGGCAGGAGAGCACCCUCUUCAAUACAACUACACCUUCUGGUACUCCAGACGCACCCCAGGGAGACCAGCCAGUACUCAGAGCUACGAGCAGAACAUUAAACAGAUUGGCAGCUUCGCCUCGGUGGAGCAGUUCUGGCGUUUCUAUAGUCACAUGAUCCGGCCAGGUGAUCUGACAGGCCAUAGUGACUUCCACCUCUUCAAGGAGGGUAUUAAACCCAUGUGGGAGGAUGAUGCCAAUAAGAUGGGUGGGAAGUGGAUUAUCCGUCUGAGGAAAGGCCUGGCCUCCCGUUGCUGGGAGAACCUGAUCCUGGCCAUGCUCGGGGAGCAGUUCAUGGUUGGAGAGGAGAUCUGUGGGGCUGUGGUGUCGGUACGCUUCCAGGAGGACAUCAUCUCCAUCUGGAACAAAACAGCUAGCGACCAAGCAACCACUGCCCGUAUCAGAGACACCCUGCGCCGAGUGCUCAACCUGCCUCCCAACACCAUCAUGGAGUACAAGACUCACACAGACAGCAUUAAGUAUAGCAUGGGAAGACUUCCAUGGACUGGUGAAUGCUAGUGGCGGACGUUAGCCCCUCACACA
This is a messenger RNA of Anoplopoma fimbria (sablefish), 832 nucleotides long. It is a transcript of the gene eif4e2, whose product is annotated as eukaryotic translation initiation factor 4E family member 2. Gene Ontology annotation, biological process: translational initiation. Gene Ontology annotation, molecular function: translation initiation factor activity; RNA 7-methylguanosine cap binding. The transcript is spliced from 7 exons. Gene Ontology annotation, cellular component: cytoplasm; eukaryotic translation initiation factor 4F complex. The record is from RefSeq and is a predicted model, not a curated record. Bases 107 to 808 code for a protein of 233 amino acids. Lineage: Eukaryota; Metazoa; Chordata; Actinopteri; Perciformes; Anoplopomatidae.